Molecule: messenger RNA, 2723 nt
Organism: Triplophysa rosa
Lineage: Eukaryota; Metazoa; Chordata; Actinopteri; Cypriniformes; Nemacheilidae
Product: B-cell receptor CD22-like
Exons: 10
Coding region: 62-1660 (532 amino acids)
Source: RefSeq, a predicted model, not a curated record
GUUGAGCAUGUUCUCAUCGUCUGUCAUCUGAGCGCUGGAGAUCAGACUCAUCGGAGCUCGAAUGGCUCGUCUUCAUCCUCUGAUCGUUCUGCUCAUGAUUCCGGGAGUUUGUGGUCAGAGUGGUUGGGUUGUGACUUACAGCUCUUCACACAUCUGUGCACUAAAGGGCUCAACAGUGACUAUAAACUGCACUUAUACAUACCCUACUGGACAUAAGAUCAAUAUAGUGUUCUGGACCAACACUAUUGUUAGACCAACCAAUCAAGAUUUUCCAGAUCUGUCUGGGGACUCUGAAUACAGACAGAGGAUUCGGUAUCUGGGAAAUAAACAACACGACUGUAGCGUCAGACUGACUGAUGUGAGACACACAGAUUCACACGAGUACUAUUUCAGAUUCAUCACUGAUAAACCUGAAGGGAAAUGGAUCGGCAGACCUGGAGCGACUCUUGCUGUCACAGAUAAACUUGUGAUCUCCUUCAGUUCUUCUUGUGUAAUAGUGGAGGGUGGUUCAGUGACUCUGACCUGCAGCAGUGAAUCAAAUCCACCUGCGAAUAUCAGCUGGUUUAAAGAAGUAACAUUUGUAGGAUCUGGAAACAUCUACAUUAUCUCAAACAUCAGAUCUGAUCACAGUGGACAAUACAAGUGCAAGACCAGACAUUCAUGUGGAGAGAAAUAUUCUGAUUCUGUGACUUUAAACGUUUUGUAUCCUCCAAGGAACGUCUCAGCAUCCAUCAGUUCUUCUGGUGAAAUAGUGGAGGGUGGUUCAGUGACUCUGACCUGCAGCAGUGAAUCAAAUCCACCUGCGAAUAUCAGCUGGUUUAAAGAAGGAACAUCUGUAGGAUCUGGAAACAUCUACAUCAUCUCAAACAUCAGAUCUGAUCACAGUGGACAAUACAAGUGCAAGGCCAGAAAUGAACAUGGCCAGAAAUAUUCAGCCGUGACUUUAAAUGUCUUGUAUCCUCCAAAGAACGUCUCAGCAUCCAUCAGAUCUUCUGGUGUAAUAGUGGAAGGUGAUUCAGUGAAUCUGACCUGCAGCAGUGAAUCAAAUCCACCUGUUCACAUCUACAGCUGGUUUAAAGAGAAUCAAACAUCAUCUGUUGGAUCUGGACAGAGUUUCAGAGCUCCAGAGAGUGGAUGGUUUUACUGUUUGGCUCAGAAUGCAGUUGGAUCUCAGAGAUCAGCUGCUGCAUCAGUAACAGUGCAUCAUAGUUCUUAUAGACAUCUGCUGUUUGGAAUCACAGCAGCGUUUGGAGGAUUGUUGGUCAUCGCCAUUAUCAUUGUACUCAUUUGGUUUAUGAUGAGGAAUCGAAGAGUUGCAAAACCCGAAGAAGCUGCUGUGAAUCAAGUGAAUCAACAGGAUGACCUGUACUGCGUCGUUAAACAUGUUGAUCUUGCUUCCGAAUCCACCCAUUGUGAUGAUGUACAGUAUGAAAGUGUUAAACCUCAGAGACUCAGAGGAGAACAGACAGCUGCAGGAGAAGCUUCUGAAUCCAGACAUCCAGAGGAGCUCCACUACGCUACUGUCCGCUAUAAAAACACAGAGAUGAGACGAUCAGAAGAGAAUGAAAACCACUACGGAAACAUUACAAAUGACAAACCUGAUGCUUCUGUGAGGUCAAAUGUGGAAGACACCUCAGUGAUCUACAGCAGCGUACGGUAAAAUAAAGGUGGUUCAGACACAGAGCCGAUUCUUCCUAUAGGCAAACUGCGCAAGUUGAGUAGGGCCCUGCACCACCAGGGGGCCUCCUUGAGUACCCAAUCAAAAACACUAUAAUGUAAACAAGACGCGGAUUCAACUUGCCUUCGGAGUGUUCUGUUACAAACUUUACAGUAAUCAUUUGGAAUUUUCCUUUUUAAUACUUUAUUUUAAUUACUGUGACAUACUCGGACAUCAUGCAGUGCGCGCAGUUGAUGACAUGCGCAUAAUGUGAUGAUGCGUCUUACAUAUGGCUUUGAAACAAAGCUAUCCGUCUGUAGCGGAAAAACGGCAACAACGUGAAGCAAAAAGAACAAGAACUAGAAGGCAUGUGUUUUUGUACUAUUUUAAAGUCUUAUUUAGUUUUAUUAAGUACAUAUUUACAAAACAGUUGGUUUGACUGGACGUUCGAUAGUCGUGAAUUUAGGGACCGUCUCCAAAGUUACAUACACAUUAAUAUUCUAACUUCAUUAGCAUUUACAGGGAAUAUCUUAGUCACAAAACCAGGUGUACAUUGUUCAUGUGAGUCUCAGCUAUAAGGGGCUUCUGUAUUGCUUUUUUGUAAUAAUCGUACGUUUUUGUACGAUUCACAUCGUACGAAUUAGCCAGCUCAGAAAAUAGUUAUGAAUUCCAGUGAGCUCAGGUUGGUUGGGUUAAGGGGUGGAGUUAGGGGAGGGGCUGCAGUAUGGAUUUUUCUAAUAAUCUUAUGUUCUUGUAAGAUUUACAUUGUAGGAUUUCAUACGAAUCAUAAAAUAGUUAUGAAUUCCUGUGAGAUCAGGCUAUUCUGUUAGUACCGAUUCACUGAUUCUCAUCUUAACCUUUGAUAUGCCCACCAGUGAACCUCAGAAACUAUUGCACUAACCUAGCAAAGCUUCACAUUAUACUUGUUUGAGACUAUUAACCAAACAAUUGGUUUGGUUUUGACUUGCAGAACAUGCAAAAUGUUUUAGGCAACUUGUAAUGAAUGACUAUUCUUUUUAUUAUUUCUAAAUGAUUUUAUUUUAUAUAUAUGGCGCUCUUCUCAAUU